UUUUGGGAAGUGAUCAGCGACGAGCAUGGCAUCGAUCCCACCGGCACCUACCAGGGAAAUGACGACUUGCAGCUGGAGAGAAUAAAUGUCUACUACAAUGAAGCGGCAGAGAAAAAAAGACGUGCAUUUACACAGUGCGUUCAUGACCUCAGGACACCCGAAUGGUUGUACAACCAGUGAAGUAAUGCUGAUGGUUUGCAGGGGAGAAAACGCUGAAGUAAAAUGACUGGGGCUGCCAGUACCCAGUAAAUGAGAUGAUAAUUCCGGUAGCAAGUAUGUACCCCGUGCCAUUCUGGUUGACUUGGAGCCGGGCACAAUGGACUCCGUCAGAUCUGGACCCUUUGGACAAAUCUUUAGACCUGACAAUUUUGUAUUCGGCCAGAGCGGUGCAGGUAACAACUGGGCCAAAGGUCACUACACGGAAGGAGCUGAGCUCGUUGAUUCAGUGCUGGAUGUAAUCAGGAAAGAAGCUGAAAGUUGUGACUGUCUUCAGGGUUUCCAGCUCACCCACUCGCUGGGUGGAGGUACUGGCUCUGGCAUGGGCACCCUCCUCAUCAGCAAGAUCAGAGAGGAAUACCCUGACCGCAUAAUGAAUACCUUCAGCGUCGUGCCCUCUCCCAAAGUGUCUGACACCGUGGUGGAGCCAUACAAUGCCACCCUCUCCGUGCACCAGCUCGUUGAGAACACGGAUGAGACCUACUCCAUUGACAAUGAAGCCUUGUACGACAUCUGCUUCCGCACGUUGAAGCUGACGACCCCGACCUAUGGCGAUCUCAACCACUUGGUGUCAGCCACCAUGAGCGGCGUCACCACUUGCCUCCGGUUCCCUGGUCAGCUGAAUGUCGACCUCCGGAAGUUGGCAGUGAACAUGGUGCCUUUCCCCCGGUUGCACUUCUUCAUGCCGGGCUUUGCCCCACUGACCAGCCGCGGGUGCCAGCAAUACCGCGCUCUGAGCGUCCCGGAGCUGACCCAGCAGAUGUUUGACGCCAAGAACAUGAUGGCGGCCUGCGACCCGCGCCACGGCCGCUACCUCACGGUGGCCGCCAUCUUCCGUGGCAAGAUGUCUAUGAAGGAGGUGGACGAGCAGAUGCUCAACAUCCAGAACAAGAACAGCAGCUAUUUCGUCGAGUGGAUCCCCAACAACGUCAAGACGGCAGUGUGCGAUAUAGCGCCACGGGGCCUCAAGAUGUCAGCAACCUUCAUUGGAAACAGCACCGCCAUCCAGGAGCUGUUCAAACGGAUCUCGGAGCAGUUCACUGCCAUGUUCCGCCGCAAGGCUUUCUUGCACUGGUACACGGGUGAAGGGAUGGAUGAAAUGGAGUUUACUGAGGCAGAAAGCAACAUGAACGAUCUGGUGUCAGAGUACCAACAAUAUCAGGAGGCCACUGCUGAUGAACAGGGCGAUUUCGAAGAAGAGGAGGAAGAGGAAGGUGAUGUUGAAGCUUAAAGUCCCUGCAGAUCCCUGGUCCUCCUCUGCAAGCUGGCAGUGUUGUAGUUUUACUCUCCCAUGAUCUCUUUGCAAAAAAAAAAAUUGUGGUUUUAACUUGUAAAUCUUGUUUAUGUACAACAUAGAAUUUUAGUGACAAGUGAUGCUGUGGAAACCAUGAUGUAAAUAGUGACCCAUUCGAGUGAUGCAAAUGGUUUUCAUUGUACUGAUUGCUGAAAUGAUUUUAAAAUACCCGUGUCGAA
This is a messenger RNA of Carcharodon carcharias (great white shark), 1689 nucleotides long. Its product is annotated as tubulin beta chain-like. Gene Ontology annotation, molecular function: GTP binding; GTPase activity; structural constituent of cytoskeleton. The transcript is spliced from 4 exons. The record is from RefSeq and is a predicted model, not a curated record. Lineage: Eukaryota; Metazoa; Chordata; Chondrichthyes; Lamniformes; Lamnidae. Gene Ontology annotation, biological process: mitotic cell cycle; microtubule cytoskeleton organization. The coding region runs from base 317 to 1447 and encodes 376 amino acids. Gene Ontology annotation, cellular component: microtubule; cytoplasm.